Onychostoma macrolepis is the source of this 2315-nucleotide messenger RNA. Its product is annotated as excitatory amino acid transporter 5-like. The transcript is spliced from 13 exons. Bases 543 to 2261 code for a protein of 572 amino acids. The record is from RefSeq and is a predicted model, not a curated record. Gene Ontology annotation, cellular component: plasma membrane. Gene Ontology annotation, molecular function: neutral L-amino acid transmembrane transporter activity; glutamate:sodium symporter activity; L-glutamate transmembrane transporter activity. Lineage: Eukaryota; Metazoa; Chordata; Actinopteri; Cypriniformes; Cyprinidae. Gene Ontology annotation, biological process: L-glutamate transmembrane transport.
GUACCUACUACUGCCAUAACGUGUGUUUACAUACAGUUGUCCUUCAAGGCUGCCUAUCAAGUCACACUCAUGACUAAUACAUUUUAGUGUCUCCAUUUCUGUGCUUUACGCAGGGUAAAAUGGUGUGACGUCAAAGUGGUUGCAGUGGUUAUUUAGGUUGACGAUGCAGUCAGUGUUUAUAUCCGCACCUAGUAAAUGGAUUAGUAUUUGAUCGCACCUGAGACACUGCUGUCGUCACCUGUGAUGGUCUUCGUUACCUUUGGAGAAAUUCCAGCCUCUCAAGUCGACGCUAAAUCCACAUGUUGUGUAACCCAAACAAACCUUCAUUUCACAGACUGGAGUUCCUCCAAUGCUGUUUGGUAAUUAAAUCAAUACCCGCUGUACACGGCGAUGUCGGAAAUGCCUGUAGAGUGCAGCAGCAGAAAUCCCAUUAAGGCAUGACGUUCAAACUAAUAAGGGGCAUGUCCUUUAUCUCCGAAUAGCCUCCACCCCACGUGUUCUUAGUAAAAGUACAGCCGUAAAAAGCUGGCAAAAGUCUUAGCAUGAAUGAGAACCGGAGCAGCUCAAGGCCGGCAUCUUCCCAAUGCCAUUCCCCUCCGGUGAGAAGCAUGAUGGAAUAUUUCAAGAACCUUAUCAAGAAGUCAAUAUCACCAAAGUUUCGUAAAUGGGUAACGGACUACUGCAAAAGGAACGGUUUGCUCACCUUAUCUGUGUUAGCAGUGAUGUCGGGUUGUGCGGUGGGAUUCACGUUAAGAAGCUUGAACUUGUCAACACAGGCAAAAAUCUAUUUUUCUUUUCCUGGAGAACUCCUAAUGAGAAUGCUGAAAAUGUUGAUUCUUCCUCUCAUCACAUCCAGUUUAAUGUCUGGCUUGUCUGCUAUGGACACCAAGGCCAGUGGACGCCUGGGCCUUCUUACCAUCACAUAUUACCUGUGGACUACCUUCAUUGCUGUAAUUGUGGGGAUUAUUCUGGUACUGAUCAUUCAUCCUGGAACCGGCACUGAAAAAGAGGGACAUAAAGCCUCAGGAGGGCCAGUGAUGACUUCUGCUGAUGCCCUGCUUGAUUUGAUCAGGAACAUGAUUCCAUCCAAUCUGAUUGAAGCCACAUUUCAGCAGUAUAAAACAGAUCUUGUGCCCAAUUUUAAAAACAGUGCAAAAUCAUCACAAGCCAACUUUGUGUACAUUAUGCCAGACUAUGAAAACCCCAAGAUGGGUCACCCAGUGUUUCUUGAACUCACUCCUCCUCCUGAAAUCCUCUACAAGAUUGUACCAGGGAAAAGCAAUGGGAUGAACGUGCUAGGAAUCGUCAUUUUCUCUGCCACUAUGGGUCUUCUACUUGGUAGAAUGGGAUCCAGAGGUUCACCCCUAGUAAAUGUGUGUCUUUGCAUCAAUGAAUGUGUUAUGAAGAUCAUCAAUGCUGCUAUGUGGUACUUCCCAUUUGGAAUCGUAUUUCUGGUUGCUGGGAAGAUCCUGGACAUGCAUGAUCCUGCGGUCCUUGCGGAGAAGCUUGGGAUGUACUUCAUAACGGUUCUGGCGGGACUGUUCGUCCAUGGUGUGAUUUUGCUGCCGCUGUUCUUUUUCCUAUUCACUAAGAAAAACCCCUUUAGCUAUAUCCGCGGCCUCCUCCAGGCUCUGGUUAUCGCUUUGGCAACUUCAUCCAGUUCAGCUACUUUGCCCAUUACAAUGAAGUGCUUACUGGAAAACUGCCACGUGGAUCGGAAAAUCGCUCGAUUUGUACUUCCUGUGGGUGCUACUAUCAAUAUGGAUGGCACAGCGCUAUAUGAAGCAGUGGCAGCCAUCUUCAUUGCCCAGGUCAAUGAGUACGAGCUUGACUUCGGACAACUUGUUACUAUUAGUAUCACAGCUACAGCGGCAAGUAUCGGAGCAGCUGGAAUCCCUCAGGCUGGCCUUGUUACCAUGGUUAUCGUUCUUACCUCAGUGGGUUUGCCUCCAGAUGACAUCUCACUUAUUGUAGCUAUCGACUGGAUCCUGGACCGAUUUCGAACAAUGAUCAAUGUGCUUGGAGAUGCAUUAGCGGCAGGAAUCAUGGCUCAUUUGUGCAAAAAGGACUUCCAGAAAGACAUCCAAUCCUCUAACAACUCAGAGAGAAGAGAUACAGUGAUAUCAUUCGGAAACCAAAGCGUGCAGAGCUUUCCCACAUCUGAGGUUCCACUUCUGGCAAACAGGGACUACAUCUUAGAGGUUGUCGGCGAUCAGGUGAUCGAGAGGCCGACUGCCUGUUAUAACCUCUGCCAAGUCUAACUUUGACAGACGAUACUAAGCAGGAGCAGAAGUUGCCUUGACUUCACAAAAACC